UAUUCCUCACUCCCCACAGAACGCUCACCUCACCGGCCCAUUCUCCAGGCUGGACUCCCAGCCAAUACUACUGUUCACGUUGGAGAAGACGCUCGCUUUGUCUGCAAGGUCUACAGUGAUGCACAACCUCACAUCCAGUGGCUGAAACAUAUCACUCAGAAUGGCAGUGGAUAUGCCCCAGAUGGAAACCCCUAUGUUCGCGUGCUAAAAACCGCAGGUGUUAACACUACAGAUAAGGAGAUAGAAGUUCUCUACUUGUCCAAUGUAACAUUUGAAGAUGCUGGGGAGUAUACAUGCUUGGCGGGUAAUUCUAUUGGGCUCUCCUAUCACACUGCUUGGUUGACGGUGCUUCCAGCCAUUGAGCAAACCCCAGGGCCUUUCUCUCCAGAUUAUGUAGAGAUUGCAAUAUACUGCGCCGGUGUGUUCCUCAUCGCCUGCAUGGUCGGCAUUGUGGUGGUGUGUCGCAUGAGGAAUACCGCAAAGAAACCAGACUUUGGAGGCCAACCAGCGGUUCACAAGCUGAGCAAGCAGAUCCCUCUGCGCCGCCAGGUGUCUGCAGAUUCAAGCUCCUCAAUGAACUCCAGUACACCUUUGGUACGAAUCACAACGCGUCGGAGCUCGGCGCACGAUGAACCCAUCCCCGAGUAUGACCUUCCUGAGGAUCCACGCUGGGAGUUUGCUCGAGACAGGUUGACCUUGGGCAAACCUCUUGGAGAAGGCUGCUUUGGCCAAGUUGUAAUGGCAGAGGCCCUGGGCAUCGAUAAGGACAAACCUAAGGAAGCUGUAACUGUCGCUGUCAAGAUGUUGAAAGAUGACGCCACCGAAAAGGACCUGUCUGACCUGGUGUCAGAGAUGGAGAUGAUGAAGAUGAUUGGCAAACACAAGAACAUCAUUAAUCUUCUGGGGGCCUGUACACAAGAUGGUCCUCUAUAUGUGAUAGUGGAGUACGCCUCAAAAGGCAACCUUAGGGAGUACCUACGAGCACGUCGGCCACCGGGCAUGGAAUACUCCUACGACAUUGCCCGUGUCUCCGAUGAACAGCUCACCUUUAAAGACCUGGUGUCCUGCACUUACCAGGUGGCACGGGGCAUGGAGUACUUAGCAUCUCAGAAGUGUAUUCACAGAGACCUGGCUGCCAGAAACGUCCUGGUCACAGAAAGCAACGUGAUGAAGAUUGCUGACUUUGGCCUGGCCAGAGACGUCCAUAACAUCGACUACUAUAAAAAGACGACCAAUGGUCGUCUCCCGGUAAAAUGGAUGGCACCAGAAGCACUAUUUGAUCGGGUCUACACACACCAGAGUGACGUCUGGUCAUUUGGGGUGCUGAUGUGGGAGAUCUUCACCCUCGGGGGUUAAACCUCCUCUGGCAUGCCUGUUGAAGAGCUCUUCAAGCUGCUUAAAGAGGGCCAUCGCAUGGACAAGCCUGGAAACUGCACCAAUGAGCUGUACAUGAUGAUGAAAGACUGCUGGCACGCUAUCUCAUCCCAUAGACCCACUUUCAAGCAGCUGGUGGAGGAUCUGGACCGAAUCCUCACCCUCAACACCAACGAGGAGUAUCUGGACCUGUGUGCCCCAGCAGAGCAGUAUUCUCCCAGCUUCCCAGACACUCGCAGCUCCUGCUCCUCCAGUGACGACUCUGUCUUUUCCCAUGAUCCUCUACCGGACGAGCCCUGCCUCCCCAAGUACCAGCACAUCAACGGAAACGUUAAAACAUGAGCCCGACAACUACCUACCCUCUCAACCCUCAACGCAACCAGACAGUCUCACCUUGGACUAUCCUCAAAUACACAGCCAGUCACUAACUCUGACAUCCACUAACCAACCUCCUCGGCUCCCACUGGACCCGAGGAGUCGCGGCUGGAUGCAGCGCAGCUGUUGCGCAACCACACUGCCUUGCGCACUUACACUACAUGCACACACAAGGUCUUAAAAGAGAGGACCGGGACCCCACAGAGGCUGUUUCUUUACGGACUGAAUAGACUGGCGUUGGCGGGGAAGCCGCCUCCUCUCCCUUCAUGUAAAUACACAGACUUUUAAUUAUGGUUUCAUUUUUGUAACCAGAGAGGCAUUGCUAGUUGUGUGAUCCCAUUCCAGAGGCAAGCGUUCUUGGACUGCUGUUUGCUUCUGGAGGAAUGUAUGGAUCCAUGUGAAAAAAAGAAAGAAAAAGAAACAAGGGAUGUGAAGACGAGGACUAAUAGGAGAAAGACAGAGCGCAGACUAACAAAGGAGAGGAACGGGAGGAGAAGACAUAUAGGAAACACUCUCCUCUCUAUUUUGUAAUAUUGAUGCAUUUCUUUUUCAGUUCUCUUGAUAAACCUUCCCGAAUAUUCUGGAGAGAAAUACACAGUAUAAUGUAUAGUGCUGGGUAUGUUUGUAAAUAUAUUCAAAUAUGUAUAAAUAUAUAUUAUAUAUUUACAAUGAAUUAUUUUUUGUAUGGAAUAUGAAAUAACCCCAUCCCUUUAGACCCUACCAUGUGUUUAAGACAGGAAUAGUAACAGGUUAGAUGUACUUUAUUUCUCUAAACACGCACACACACACACGUGACCACACACUUUCACACACACACAAAUACCUGUUUUACUCUCAUUUAGUAACACAGAUGAGUAUUGGCUUUCAGGGACUGAGGUAGCAUGUUAAUUUAUUGACUUAUUUGUUUUUGAAAUUAUUCAAAAAGUUUUGGUAAAAAAAAUGAACAAAAACAUAAGUGAUCACAUUAAUGUCGCUGACGGUACAUAAUUAAUCCAUUAAAUUUAUAGUAAUUUAAAAUGACUUUCAGCAGUAACCGAAAAGAAGCUAUUUUUUGUAGGUUUUAUUUGAAAGCUCCAGGUUUUGUAAUUUUUAUAUAUGAACUUGAAUUUAAGUUAAAUUUAUAAAAAAAAAGUGUACAUUUUUAUAGUCAGCUAAUCCCUUCCUUGUGUAGACUACGAUGCCAUAUCCAGUCAUUUUACUCUGUCUUAGCUUUGCUUUAGGAAACCAGGACGAUCUCUGCACAUUCAUGUACGGUUAAAAAAAAAACAUUUUUGGGGAAAAAAACCUACAAACAAUCCGCUCCCUCAUUUAGACUUAAAUAUAGACUCCAAAUUAACACACAGAAUUGAAAGCUGAAAAACAAAGUAUUAAAUCAUUCAAGUGUUUGUUUUUUUUUCUACUGGACCAACUUUAAAAUGUUUUUGCAAGUGUUUAUGGCACAUUUGCGAAAUAAAUGACAAAUGAAUGAAAAGGAAAAAAAA
Cynoglossus semilaevis (tongue sole) is the source of this 3230-nucleotide messenger RNA. Its product is annotated as fibroblast growth factor receptor 2-like. Gene Ontology annotation, molecular function: fibroblast growth factor binding; ATP binding; fibroblast growth factor receptor activity. The transcript is spliced from 13 exons. Gene Ontology annotation, biological process: multicellular organism development; protein phosphorylation; cell surface receptor protein tyrosine kinase signaling pathway. The record is from RefSeq and is a predicted model, not a curated record. NCBI's taxonomy places the organism in Eukaryota, Metazoa, Chordata, Actinopteri, Pleuronectiformes, Cynoglossidae. The annotation marks the transcript as partial. Gene Ontology annotation, cellular component: plasma membrane; signaling receptor complex.